This is a messenger RNA of Raphanus sativus (radish), 1110 nucleotides long. Its product is annotated as thaumatin-like protein 1. Lineage: Eukaryota; Viridiplantae; Streptophyta; Magnoliopsida; Brassicales; Brassicaceae. Gene Ontology annotation, cellular component: extracellular region. The transcript has 3 exons. The record is from RefSeq and is a predicted model, not a curated record. The coding region runs from base 55 to 1002 and encodes 315 amino acids. Gene Ontology annotation, biological process: defense response.
CUUAAGUUUUUUUUUUUAUAUAUUUUUCUUUCAAAAGAAGAAAAUAAAACAGUGAUGAUCAUAACAGUUCUUCAUUCUCUUAUCUCAUUCUAUUUCUUCAUCAUCCCUACCCUCAUCUUCUUCCAUGGAAGUAACGGUGCUACAAUCACUCUCGUAAACCGAUGCAGCUACACUGUCUGGCCGGGAAUUUUAGCAAACUCUGGAAGCGCUGACAUAGGAACCACCGGUUUUGAGCUAGCCUCUGGUGGUUCACGUUCCUUCCAAGCUCCAGCAAGCUGGUCUGGUCGGUUUUGGGCAAGAACCGGUUGUAACUUCGACUCUCAAACGGGCCAAGGCACUUGCUUAACCGGCGAUUGCGGUUCAAACCAAGUAGAGUGUAACGGCUCAGGAGCCAAACCGCCAGCUACACUAGCCGAGUUCACAAUCGGAUCAGGUCCAGAUGACCCGACCCGAAAACAAGACUUCUACGACGUGAGCCUCGUGGACGGAUACAACGUCCCUAUGGUAGUUGAAGCGAGCGGAGGGUCAGAAGGUGACUGCUUGACCACGGGAUGCGUAACCGAUCUAAACCAGAGAUGUCCAGCGGAGCUCCGGUUCGGAUCCGGGUCAGCAUGCAAAAGCGCGUGCGAGGCGUUUGGUAGUCCGGAGUAUUGUUGUAGUGGCGCGUACGCUUCACCUACAGAGUGUAAACCGUCCAUGUACUCGGAGAUAUUCAAAACAGCGUGUCCUAGAUCGUAUAGCUACGCGUUUGACGAUGCUACCAGUACGUUCACAUGCACUUCUGCAGAUUAUACCAUAACUCUGUGCCCUUACUUGCCUAGCCAAAAAUCUGCAGCUAAUGGGUGGAGAGAUGGCGGUGGAUCAGCAGGAAGCUCGCCUUCUCCAUUGGCAACGUGGUUAUCGGAUGUUUUCACUUCUGCCUCAUCAAAUAUUCAUAAAUUUUCCAUAUGUUUACUCAUAUUUUCUUGUAUUUUUCUUCUUCUUUUUCUUUGGCCAGUUUGAUUUAUGUUUGUGUUUUUAUUUCCCGGGUGUAAAUUUUGCAUCCUGUUACAUUUAUAUGUUUGAUGAUUGUACACACUAAUGAACAUAUAAGCGCAUUGUUGAUUUAUA